AUGAAAUUAGAAAAUAAACUUAACGAGUAUGACUGUUUAGCAUUUGAUGGAGGUUAUUAUUAUUAUAUAGAUAAAUUUUUAGAAAAUUGUGAUAAAAAAGGAAAUGAUAAAAUAAACAAUAGCAACUUUAUGUUUCCAAUUAGGAAAAAGAUAAACGAGGAUCUUACUGAUGAUGAGAUUUUAUAUAAUGAAACUUUUGGUAGUUUUCGUAAUAUAAAACUAUAUAAUAUUCAAUUGAAACUAUCUUUAUUACUAUUAAAUAUUCAAAGAUUUUGUAGCUUAUAUAAUAUUCCAUUAAAACCUAACCACCUAUUGUGGGCUAAUGAUAACUUCAAUUAUCCUAACCCUAAAAAUAAUUUGAUAGACAACAUAAUAUACAAGUUUGAUAUUUUAAAGUUAACCGAAAUGAGCAAUAGACAGUCAGAAUUUAUAAACAACUAUUUUGAUUGUAACGAGAAUCAAUCUAUAAGAUUAAAUGAAAUAGAAAUGGAAAUCGAAAAUGAUGAUGAUGAUGAAAAUUUUGAAGUUGAAAAGAUUUUGGACCACAGAAAAUUUAAAAAAAGGAUGAAGUUCUUGAUAAAAUGGAAGAAUUAUGAUGAAACUUAUAAUGAAUGGAUAUGGCAAGAGGAUUUUAAUGAAACAUUUAUAAUAGAUGAGUAUUUAGCAUCAAUUAAUUUUUAA
Gilbertella persicaria is the source of this 681-nucleotide messenger RNA. RefSeq lists its product as uncharacterized. Lineage: Eukaryota; Fungi; Mucoromycota; Mucoromycetes; Mucorales; Choanephoraceae. The transcript is spliced from 2 exons. The record is from RefSeq and is a predicted model, not a curated record. The coding region runs from base 1 to 681 and encodes 226 amino acids.